AUGGACUCUGGAAUAUCCUUGGACAAUAGUUACAAAAUCGAUUAUCCUAAAACAGGUUUAUGUAUAAUAAUUAAUAACUUUCAUAAAAGCAUCAGGAUGUCACCUCAAUCUGGUACAGAUGUAGGCUCAGCCAACCUCAGAGAAACAUUCAUGAACUUGAAGUAUGAAGUCAGGAAUAAAAAUGAUCUUACCCAUGAAGAAAUUUUGGAAUUGUUACACAAUGUUUCUCAAGAAGAUCACAACAAGAGGGGCAGCUUUGUUUGUGGAAGUCUAAGCCAUGGUGAGGAAGGAAAAAAUUUUGGAACAAAUGGAUCUGUUGACCUGAAAAAAUUAACUAAUUUCUUCAGAGGAGAUUAUUGCCAAACUCUGAACUGGGUUUUUCUAACGGGAAAACCCAGACUUUUCAUUAUUCAGGCCUGCCAGGGUACAGCGCUAGACUGUGGUAUUGAGACAGACAGUGGCACUCAUGAGGUAGUGAGCCAGAAGAUACCUGUGGAGGCUGACUUCCUGUACGCAUACUCCACAGCACUGGGUUACUACUCCCAGAGAAAUUCAGAUGGAUCCAGGUUCAUCCAGUCACUUUGCGCUCUGCUGAACGAAUACUCACACAAGCUUGAGUUUGUGCACAUUCUUAUUCAUGUUAACCGGAAGGUAGCCACACAAUUUGAGUCCUUUUCUUUUGACUCCACUUUUCAUGCAAAGAAAUAG
Messenger RNA from Nannospalax galili (Upper Galilee mountains blind mole rat), 708 nucleotides. Its product is annotated as caspase-3-like. Lineage: Eukaryota; Metazoa; Chordata; Mammalia; Rodentia; Spalacidae. The coding region runs from base 1 to 708 and encodes 235 amino acids. The transcript has a single exon. The record is from RefSeq and is a predicted model, not a curated record. Gene Ontology annotation, cellular component: cytoplasm. Gene Ontology annotation, biological process: erythrocyte differentiation; keratinocyte differentiation; positive regulation of apoptotic process.